UUGGUUUAGCUUUGCUUAUGUUUGAAAAUGCAUGACAAUAAUAAUUGUGUUUAGAAGUGUAACUUUGCCAAUUUAGUAUGAUGAACCGGGCACCAUACAAUAAUCGUGCAAUGUCUCGUUCUAUUAAUACUGCUAAACAAAACGAAGGCGACGAACAGGUUUGGACGGACGACCAGUCGAACAUUUCUUCGGACUGUAGCGAUAGUAGCUGCGAUUCACAUGUCUACGAAUGGAGUCCGUUUAUAUGCGAUAAUUUCUUGUUCUACAUUAAAUUUGAUUUAGUUUAUCAUGCGAAACCGAUUGUAUUCGACGAUGAUCUAUUUUUCCGCAAUGAAUAUAAACGUUUGUCGAUUCGUAAAAAGGAAAACAUACUCUCCAAAUUUGGCCAGAAGGACAAAAAUAAGCAUAAGCUGUUUAAAGUAAGUGUAAUAGACACAGUUAAAAAGGAACACCUUAAUGGCAUCAACAAAGAAGUUAUCAUAAGCGUCGCCCCCAAAAAGAGCAUUAUCCUUAAAGAAGUGCUUCCUCUGACUGAAGCCAUACUUGGCAUAACAACGUCGCUUUUUCCGGACGGAAGAAAAUUGAUGGUUGAUAAAAUAAAGGAAUAUUCCGUGUUCAAUAAGGGAAAACUGAUAAAAUCGAAAGACUGGAUAAAGUCCAUAGAUGCCGAAGUCGUAACUGUCGAGAACCUGGAAUCCCUGCUGGAAGGGUCCACGAGAAUUCCAACUAUUUUCAAGAUUACCUUUUUUGAGAUGAUUGAGCAAGAUAUUUUAAAUGCAAUUGAAAUAAAAAUUACAAAUUUGAUGGAUUUAAUUCAAAAUCAAGAGACGUUAUUCAAUAAGGAUGAUAUACAGACUAUGACGAACAACGAAUUAAUCUUCAGCAUGAUCUACAUUUCAAAGGAAUAUACACAAAAUGAUGAGUUGGACAUCAAAUUUUGCUAUCCUGCUAGAGAGAGUAAUUUGCUUUUCAAUUCUAGAGGAAGUUUUGUUACGCUAAAUUCAAUUUUUAGUUCAACUUUUAAGAUGGAAACAUUGAUGACUAAUCUUAAAAUACGAGGCGUGUUAUAUUAUACAACAUACAAUGUUUUCGAAGAUGGCAUUCUUCUGUUAGGUUUCAACUCGAAGUAUUCUUCACUGUUCUCCGUUAAACAAAAAAGUCAGCAGAUUUGCCGGCUACUUGAAAUACUUUAUUUAGAUUGUUCGUCUACAUUCAAUAAGGCUGUAGAACUUCAAACUGAACUGAUACAAUUAUGUGAGCUAAUUCGCCACUCGGUUAAAACGAACCGAAGCAUGGACAAAUUUGAGAAGACUUUUCAUCAACCGCAUUUUGUUCCGUUGCCGAAAGAAAUUCAGCUUCGAAUCGAUGACGCACUUGGUGAAUUGGAAGCGAUGGAUUAUCGUAACUGGAACGAUGAACUAGUAGAUUUGUUUUGUGAUUUAACAAUAAUCGGAUGCUGUCUGUAUUAUAAGCAGUAUUUGGUUUGCUCGCACAUCAACGGUUCUGCUAUGAAUGAUGUGGAAUUUUUCUUGAAAAAUUUUGGCAUUUUUGAAGUAAUUUCAACAACUAACAUAAAAAAUCUUGCUGUUUGGCGAAAAUUUUAUCCAAAAGAAUACUGUGAAUACAAAUUUCACGAAUCAAGUGAUGCUUAUCUAAUGCUAGUAUCCAUCGGUCAUCUCUUGAUGGUCGUCAUUCUAGAAGUGCCCAUUAAUACCAACCAUAAUAAAUCUAUGUCACGGUAUAUUGAAGAAAUACAGGAUAUGCUCAAUUAUUUUAAGUCGACGGGAAUAGAAAAUUUGAUAAGAAUUUGGAUUGAUUCAAAUCGUAGACCUCAAUGUAUUUCCACACUGUCCUCUAAACAAGAUUCUAUAGCGGAGGAUCAACGUUCAACAGUACGAAAUCAUGACGAAGAUUCUAAUGCUUCAAGUUCAAUUAAAAAUCAUGCCAUUAAAGAUGAUGGCGGGAAUGAUCACGAUGAAGAUGACGAUUCAGAUUGGGGACAAAGUUUGGACAGUAGUCAGAAAAGCAGCAGCUUCGAUAUAUGUGAACUUCCCGAAGCUCGGUCAAAAGAAUUUUCGCAACUUAUUCCGAGUGUUUUGACAUUUGGCACUGAAAAUCUGCUUUAUUAUUUCGUGCAAUUGGAAAUUGGGGACGGUCUAUUUUUGGCCCCUACUUUUAACUUUUUACAUAUGAAACAUGAUAUUAUUAUGAAUACUUUUCGUAAAAACUGCACCCUCAUUCACAACACUCUGCAGAACACAAAAAAGUUCCGGGAUUUUCUGUCGAAUGAAUCAAAUCGAAUUGGAAACACACAUCGUUCUCUAGUGGCCAUAAAGGAACAGGGAAUGUUAAUGUCUGUACCGAAGGAGGGUAACACGAGUGACAGGGUUAUGUUUUGGGUUAUUGGACGGCUAUUCAUAACUCCCGCCCGUGAGCUAUACGUUUGUCAUCGUGCAGAUGCCCCACAAAACAUGGUUGAACUUGCCUUUCGAAUAUGUCUCACGUGUGCUGGAUAAUCGUGCCUAACGAUUACUUUACCAACAACAUAUUUGUAUGAUAAAUAUUUUGAUAAUCUACUGUAACUAUGACCAGGCUUCCAUAAUUUAUAAGUUUAUUGUAUAAGACUGUAAUUGUAUCGUAUUCAUUAAAUCAAAAACUGAGUACUAGCAAAUAAUUAUAUUGAAAAAAAGAAAUAUAUGCUUCAUUCCGU
Toxorhynchites rutilus septentrionalis is the source of this 2710-nucleotide messenger RNA. RefSeq names its product protein inturned (gene in). NCBI's taxonomy places the organism in Eukaryota, Metazoa, Arthropoda, Insecta, Diptera, Culicidae. The record is from RefSeq and is a predicted model, not a curated record. Gene Ontology annotation, cellular component: cytoplasm; cilium. Bases 78 to 2516 code for a protein of 812 amino acids. Gene Ontology annotation, biological process: establishment of planar polarity; nervous system development; vesicle-mediated transport. The transcript has 2 exons.